GCAGGGGGGAAAGCGGGGCGGCGACUCUAUGGUACCGCCGCGCGGCUAGCGCGGCCCCCUCCUCCCCUCUCCCCCCUCCUCUCCGCGCGCUGCACGCCGGGACGCGCCGGGUCCUCCUCCCCGCCCGCCGCCGGUCCUCCGAGCGUGCGCCGCGCCGACAUCGGCGCUCUCCCAAGAUGGCGGCGCGGGGCUCGGGCUGAGAGCGAGGAGCCCGUCGGCGACAGGAGGCGCACCCGCGGCACGGCCCGGCACGGCCCGCCUCGGCCUUCCUUCCCGUCACGUCCCGCCAGGCCUCGGCUUCGUCUCCUCGUCGUCGUCGCCCGCAGCCCCCGCAUGAGCCCGGCCGGCGGCGGCAGCAGGCCCAGGGUGGUGAAGAAUUAGGAGAAGCUGCAGUUGUUCAGUUGAGUGGAUCUAAAUGGGUGGCUUCCCUUUGGACCCUCGCUCCUCUGUCUUAGGUACAAGAACUGUAGAAGUCCAUUGUAGAAUUUGGAAGAACAAGUUUCUGCAGCUCUGGAAAGAUAUGCCAUGGAAGUAAUCAGCUGGGGUGGUCCCAGGGAGCCCUGGGCACGUGUAUUGCUGAGUGAUCAUUGGCUGCCACCUGCGUGACAAAGUAAAGGACCAACCCUUCAGUUUAAGCCGGUGGAGCCAGAUCACGGGAAACAAUUGACAGAGUUGUUAAGCUUAUGCUUAGCCCACCGUGACACAGGAUUGGUGUGACAACUUGGUUUUUAAUCAGUGACUCAAAAUUGUGAUCACCCUGAUGUCACCGAAUGGCCACAGCUUGUAAAAGAUCACCAGGAGAACCUCACUCUGAAAACAUUGAAACUAGCCGAAUGAAGCGAGCAGCUGCAAAGCAUCUAAUAGAGCGCUACUACCACCAGUUAACUGAGGGCUGUGGAAAUGAAGCCUGCACGAAUGAAUUUUGUGCUUCCUGUCCAACUUUUCUCCGUAUGGAUAACAAUGCAGCAGCCAUUAAGGCCCUCGAGCUUUAUAAGAUUAAUGCAAAACUCUGUGAUCCUCAUCCCUCCAAGAAAGGAACGAGCUCAGCUUACCUAGAAAACAAUUCCAAAGGUGCCCAUAACAAUUCCUGCACUGACAGAAAAAUGAACAAGAAGGAAAUGCAAGGCCCAAGAGAUGACUUUAAAGAUGUGACUUUUCUAACAGAAGACAAGAUAUAUGAAAUUCUUGAACUAUGCCGAGAGAAAGAGGAUUAUUCCCCUUUAAUCCGGGUGAUUGGGAGAGUAUUUUCUAGUGCUGAAGCAUUGGUACAGAGUUUCCGAAAAGCCAAGCAGCACACGAAGGAGGAGCUCAAGUCCCUUCAAGGAAAGGAUGAAGACAAAGAUGAAGACGAAAAGGAAAAAGCUGCCUGUUCAGCUGCUGCUAUGGAAGAAGAUUCAGGCGCAUCGUCAUCUUCAUCAUCAAGAAUAGGUGAUAACACACAGGGAGACAAUAACCUCCAAAAAUUAGGCCCCGAUGAAGUGUCUGUAGAUAUUGAAGCAGUCAGGCGGGUCUAUGAUAGAUUACUUUCUAAUGAAAAAAUAGAAACUGCCUUUUUAAAUGCACUUGUGUACUUGUCACCUAAUGUGGAAUGUGACUUGACUUACCAUAAUGUGUACUCUCGGGAUCCUAACUAUCUGAAUUUGUUUAUAAUCGUUAUGGAGAAUGGCAAUCUUCAUAGCCCUGAAUACCUGGAAAUGGCUCUGCCAUUGUUUUGCAAAGCAAUGAGCAAGCUACCCCUUGCAGCUCAAGCAAAACUGGUCAGAUUGUGGUCUAAGUAUAGAGCAGACCAAAUUCGGAGAAUGAUGGAGACAUUUCAGCAGCUUAUUACUUACAAAGUCAUAAGCAACGAGUUCAAUAGUCGUAACCUAGUGAAUGACGAUGAUGCUGUUGUUGCUGCUUCAAAGUGCUUGAAAAUGGUUUACUAUGCAAAUGUAGUAGGAGGGGAUGUGGAUACAGAUCAUAAUGAAGAGGAAGAUGAAGAACCCAUCCCAGAAUCAAGUGAACUAACUCUUCAAGAGCUGUUGGGUGAGGAAAGAAGAAAUAAAAAAGGUCCUCGAGUGGACCCUCUGGAAACUGAACUGGGUGUUAAAACUAUAGAUUGCAGAAAACCACUUAUUCCUUUUGAAGAAUUUAUUAAUGAACCACUGAAUGAUGUUCUAGAAAUGGACAAAGACUACACUUUCUUCAAAGUAGAAACGGAAAACAAAUUCUCUUUUAUGACUUGUCCCUUCAUAUUGAAUGCUGUUACCAAGAACCUGGGAUUGUAUUAUGACAAUAGAAUCCGGAUGUACAGUGAACGACGCAUAACUGUGCUCUACAGCUUAGUUCAAGGACAGCAGCUCAACCCGUACUUGCGACUUAAAGUGAGACGUGAUCACAUCAUAGACGAUGCACUUGUCCGGCUAGAGAUGAUUGCCAUGGAAAAUCCUGCAGACUUGAAGAAGCAAUUGUAUGUUGAAUUUGAAGGAGAGCAAGGGGUAGAUGAAGGAGGUGUUUCCAAAGAAUUUUUUCAACUGGUUGUGGAAGAAAUCUUCAAUCCAGAUAUUGGUAUGUUCACAUAUGAUGAAUCUACAAAACUGUUUUGGUUUAAUCCGUCCUCUUUUGAAACCGAGGGUCAGUUUACGCUGAUCGGCAUAGUGCUGGGUCUCGCUAUUUACAAUAACUGUAUACUGGAUGUACAUUUUCCCAUGGUUGUCUACAGGAAGCUAAUGGGCAAAAAAGGAACUUUCCGUGAUCUGGCAGACUCUCAUCCUGUUCUUUACCAGAGUCUGAGAGACUUGCUAGAGUAUGAAGGAAGUGUGGAAGAUGAUAUGAUGAUAACUUUUCAAAUAUCUCAUACGGAUCUCUUUGGCAAUCCAAUGAUGCAUGAUUUAAAGGAAAACGGUGAUAAAAUUCCUAUUACAAAUGAAAAUAGAAAGGAAUUUGUCAAUCUGUAUGCUGACUAUAUACUCAAUAAAUCAGUAGAAAAGCAGUUCAAGGCCUUUCGGAGAGGAUUCCACAUGGUGACCAAUGAAUCUCCUUUGAAAUAUUUAUUUAGACCAGAGGAAAUUGAAUUACUAAUUUGUGGAAGUAGGAAUUUAGAUUUUCAAGCACUAGAAGAAACUACAGAGUAUGAUGGUGGCUAUACAAGAGACUCUCUUAUUAUUAGGGAAUUCUGGGAGAUAGUCCAUUCAUUUACAGAUGAACAGAAAAGACUAUUCUUGCAGUUUACAACAGGCACAGACAGAGCCCCUGUGGGAGGACUUGGGAAGUUAAAGAUGAUCAUAGCCAAAAAUGGCCCAGAUACAGAGAGGUUACCUACAUCUCACACAUGCUUUAAUGUACUUUUGCUUCCGGAGUACUCAAGCAAAGAAAAGCUUAAAGAAAGAUUAUUGAAGGCCAUCACAUAUGCCAAAGGAUUUGGCAUGCUGUAAUAAAUAUAACAAAAGGGAUUAAAUAAAUGAUGGUGGUGAUGUCCCUGUCCAAAAAGGCCAUAAGAUAGUGAGCUACAGUAGUCACCUGUGUUUGUGCCUCCCUUCUUUACUGGGGACAUUGGGCUGGAACAGCAGAUUUCAGCUGCUUAUAUGAACAAAAUCUUUAUUUUUUCUUUUAGCGUGAAAGUGUUACAUAUUCUUUCACUUGUAUGUACAGAGAGGUUUUCCUGAAUAUUUAUUUUAAGGGUUAAAUCACUUUUGCUUGUGUUUAUUACUGCUUGAAGUUGAGCCUUUUUGAGUAUUUACAAGAAAACAAACUGUACUCUCCCAAGGAAAAUAUUGCCAUCAUUUGUAGACCAUGUAACCUUCAAGUAUGUGCUAUAUUUUUGUCCCUGUAUCUAAUCAAAUCAAGAACUGUACUUUUUGAAGAGUUUGCUUUUGAAACUUGAAGUCUUGGAAAACAGUGUGAUGCAAUUACUGCUGUUCUAGCCCCCAAAGAGUUUCUGUGCAAAACCUUAAGAAUCAAUAAAGAUGGAAGGGAGAACUUGGAAUGUUAAAUUGCAGCCUUGAGAACUUUACUUUAGUCACAGCACAACAAUUAAAAUUCAUUUCACUAUAUGUUGUCUUCACAUGUCUUGUAAUAAAUUGUGGUUUUAAUUAGAAAAACAUUUCUUAGCAUAUGAAAGGGUAGAAAUUUUAGUUACUUUUUUU
Cygnus olor (mute swan) is the source of this 4124-nucleotide messenger RNA. RefSeq names its product ubiquitin protein ligase E3A (gene UBE3A). Gene Ontology annotation, biological process: protein polyubiquitination; ubiquitin-dependent protein catabolic process. Gene Ontology annotation, molecular function: ubiquitin protein ligase activity. The coding region runs from base 771 to 3413 and encodes 880 amino acids. NCBI's taxonomy places the organism in Eukaryota, Metazoa, Chordata, Aves, Anseriformes, Anatidae. The transcript has 15 exons. The record is from RefSeq and is a predicted model, not a curated record.